This is a messenger RNA of Colossoma macropomum (tambaqui), 3181 nucleotides long. RefSeq names its product polo-like kinase 4 (Drosophila) (gene plk4). NCBI's taxonomy places the organism in Eukaryota, Metazoa, Chordata, Actinopteri, Characiformes, Serrasalmidae. Gene Ontology annotation, biological process: protein phosphorylation. Gene Ontology annotation, molecular function: ATP binding; protein kinase activity; protein binding. The coding region runs from base 160 to 2961 and encodes 933 amino acids. The record is from RefSeq and is a predicted model, not a curated record. The transcript is spliced from 16 exons.
GACUUUUCAAAAUGGAGGAAAAGCAAAUGUUUUGGAGGGGAACAAAAGUACAACACAUAAAUGUAUUUUCAAACAUGACAGUCAGCGAAGAACCACGGUUCGCGAAAUAAAACGAAAGAUUUUAGCACGCUGAACGACUCUUUAGGCUAUGAAGUCAAGAUGAGUGUCUCAAUUGGCGAUAAAAUUGAGGACUUCAAAGUUCUCACCUUACUUGGUAAGGGAUCCUUCGCAUGCGUUUACAGAGCAAAAUCAGUGAACACAGGCUUGGAGGUGGCCAUCAAAAUGAUUGAUAAGAAGGCCAUGCACAAAGCUGGCAUGGUCCAACGUGUCAUUAAUGAGGUGGAGAUCCAGUGUCGGUUAAAACAUCCGUCAAUACUGGAGCUGUACAAUUACUUUGAGGACAGUAAUUAUGUGUACCUGGUCCUGGAGAUGUGCCAUAAUGGGGAGAUGAGCCGUUAUCUGAAAGACAGGAAGAAACCUUUCACAGAAGAAGAAGUGAGACAUUUCAUGCACCAGAUUGUGAAGGGCAUGCUGUACCUGCACACCCAUGGCAUUAUGCACAGAGACCUCACCUUGUCCAACCUGCUGCUCACCACCAGCAUGAACAUAAAGAUAGCAGACUUUGGUCUCGCCACGCAGCUCAAGCUGCCUAGCGAGAAGCACUUCACCAUGUGUGGCACACCCAACUACAUCUCUCCUGAGGUGGCCACACGCAGCGCUCAUGGCCUGGAGUCGGACGUCUGGUCCCUGGGCUGCAUGUUCUACGCCUUCCUGACGGGCAGGCCUCCCUUCGACACGGACACUGUCAAACACACUCUCAGCAAAGUGGUUUUGGGAGAGUACCAGAUGCCCACUCACGUGUCGGCUGAAGCUCAGGAUCUCAUUCGUCAACUGUUGCAGAAGGAUCCAACUCUCAGGCCCAGCCUCUCAGCGGUGCUGGACCACCCUUUUAUGACUCAUAGUGGACCAACCACAAGCAAAGACUCUGGAGCUAGCGAUGGCGGCUCUAUAGAUAGUGGCAUAGCAACAAUAUCUACUGCAUCCAAUGCCACUAACAACAGUGGUAGCCGGCUCCAGAGAAAAGCUCGGCAGGUGAUUGGCCAGGCCUUACCAAACCGCAUGGUGCCACUCCCCAGCCAGUCACAGCACUCCACCUGCUCCAGCUAUAAGGGAGGGCAAGACUGGCAGCCACAUCCACCAGGUAAUAUGAGGCUUCCUGUGGAUGUGGACAGUGAAAGGCCUCAUUCCCGCUACCUGAGACGGGCUCACUCCUCUGAUCGGUCCGGUGCUGGGUUUAGCCAUGCCAGACAAGAGGUGGAGCUGGAGCGGUGCCACUCAGAGGAGAUGCUUCCAGGCUCUGGCCGGAUUUUCCAAUCAACGUCUAAUUACCAGGACACUUCUCAUGGCUACACUGAACAUGGAAGACUACCCUCCCCUCCUGUCAAACAGCCGGCAAACCCUGGAUCCUCCUUCACCACUCCAGUGCAUCCCAUCAGACUACAGAAGUCAGACUCCGAGACACAGCCGUGGUUCAGCACUGAUGGGUCUUUCAAGAGACCAGCAGAUGUCAGCAGCCACAGCAGCAGUGGAAGUUUUUAUUCUGGGCGGGAGGCAGUGGGGGCUGUAUCAUCCUGCAGUGACAGACCAACAGUGAGAGGAAUUAGUGAACUCCCCCCUCACCCAUACGUUCAUUCUUCCUUGCAAAACAAUCCAGGGACCUGCAGGGUGGAUGGGCCCGGAGGGGGCCACUUCUUGGCUCCUCAAGGCUGUUUAGAUAUGCAGUUGUCUUCCCUGUCCAAGAGUAAAGCUAAUGUGGGGAAGCAGAAAAAGAGUCCAUUUCCUCCUCUCUGUGCAGCCAGACUGAAACCUAUCAGACAGAAAACCAAAAAUGCUGUGGUUAGCAUCCUAGACACAGGAGAGGUGUGUAUGGAGCUUCUGAAAGGCCAGGGAGCUCAGGAGAGGGUCAAAGAAGUACUGAGGAUAUCUUGCAAUGGCUCCAUGGUCACUGUGUACCAGCCCAAUGAAGGUAAAGGUUUCCCUGUCCUGGACCAUCCGCCUUCUCCUCCAGAAGAUAUUUUUAUAUGCAGUUAUGAAGACUUACCAGAGAAAUAUUGGAAAAAGUAUCAGUACGCCACCAAGUUUGUUCAGUUGGUGAAGUCAAAGACUCCUAAAGUAACCUUGUAUACCAAGUUUGCCAAGUGCAUGUUGAUGGAGAACUCACCUAAUGCAGAUCUGGAAGUGUGCUUCUAUGAUGGUGCAAAAACCCAUAAGACGAGUGAUCAGGUGCGGGUGGUGGAGAAGAGUGGCAAGUCGUACACAGUGAAGGGGGAUGUAGGCCUGAGUGGCGUGAGCCCUGAGUGCAGGCUCUACAUGGAGCUUACAGAAGAGGGGCACAAAAUGUGUCUGUCUUUGGAGGCUGCCAUCAGUGCUGAGGAGCAGCGCAGUGCUAGAGCUACACCAUUCUUCCCCAUCACUAUUGGCAGGAGACCAACUACUCCUGCUUCACCAUUCCCCUUGACCCAGCCUGCCUCUGAUCAGGGUCCUACAGUCCCUGCUGAGGUAGCUCAGGUGUGCCUGAGUCCUCCUCAGCCUCCCCACAUCACCCCUUCUAUGAUUUCCUACAAUGGGUCUGAUUUUACGACAGCGAGUUUAGCUAAAGGCAGCUCACCCCAGUCGGCCAAAGAGGGGCAUAGUGUCAACACAGGAAAAGUGCUCAAGUCCAUCUUUGUACCCAACAUUGGCUGGGCCUCUCAGCUAACAAGUGGAGAAGUUUGGGUUCAGUUUAAUGAUGGGUCCCAGCUGGUGGUUCAGGCAGGGGUCUCCUGCAUCAUAUUCACAUCCCCUGAUGGACACAUCACCAGAUAUAAGGAGAAUGAGAAGUUACCAGAGCUGGUGAAAGAGAAGCUCCAUUGCCUUUCAUCCAUCCUGAGCCUUUUGGCCAGCCCGGCAGCACGACGCUGAACAGAAAUCAGACAGAAAAGAGGGACCACACUGUGUUUGAAUGAUACAGUGAAAAGCAGCCAAAAGCACUUCCUUUCCUCAUCCAAUGUAAAAUCUUUCAGAAAAUGCAUUAAAUGUCUGUAAAUACAUUUUUAAACAGUUGUACAGAUAGUUCCAGAAAUUAUGAAGUUAUAUUUUUUAUGUUGUACAGUAUGUAUUUGCUGAAUUGUUGUCUUUCGCA